GACUUGUCCGGAGGCUCGCGGCACAUAUAAUAUCAAAAGCGACGGGAGUUCGCUGAAUCAGAACCAAACUCAGACUCAGAACGAGACUCAGGGCAGAGUCUCUGAGUCGAAUUGGCGCUAGAAAUCCCGAGUCAAAUUAGCAUGAGACACGAUAGAACAAUUGAGAUAAAGAAGUUUUAAUGAGGAUUUGUCUUUUGAUUGUAUUGUUAGAUUAAUGUUUUAUGCGUUACUACGACGCUUUUUAGAGUAUAAUAUGGAUACUAAACUACUUGGGCAUAGGGGAUGACAAGUAUGAUCACUCUCUUCUCUCUCUUCUUUUCUUCUGUUUUCUUUUUCUUUUUCCAAGGGGGUUUGUAUGUGUAUUGUUAUGUUAUGAUGGGGUUAAUGCGAGACGAUCUUGUAGAGAAAAGUAUUUAUGCUUCUUUUACAUGUAGUUACACUAUUUUAUUUUAUUUUUCUAUGAUGUAAUUUUUUGGGGGGUGUUUAGGGAUGGUGGGGGUUUAGUUGGUUACUUUGCUUGGUUUUAGGGGGGAUUAAUAAAUAAUAUCUAUAACUAC
Xylaria bambusicola is the source of this 557-nucleotide messenger RNA. RefSeq lists its product as uncharacterized. The record is from RefSeq and is a predicted model, not a curated record. The transcript has a single exon. NCBI's taxonomy places the organism in Eukaryota, Fungi, Ascomycota, Sordariomycetes, Xylariales, Xylariaceae. The annotation marks the transcript as partial.